CUUGAAUUCUCUUCUCCCUCUGGCGGCGGUGGCAGCGGCGAUUACCGUACGACGACAACAUCCACAGCAUCCGAAUGGUGGGGUCAUGGAGGGAUCAAGUGUCGGCGCAGUCGCGGAGUGCAGUGAUCAAUGAGAUGUGCUCCCAACUGUUGCGCUUGCAGGGUGGCGACAAAGAACGUUUACAGCAAACCGUGAUGAAGUACGAGCACGCCGUGUGGACGAAAGCGAACGACAAGGAGUCGUAUAUGACGACCUUGAGAGCGAAAAUACUUUCGUUCAAGCAGCGACCUAUCGCGAACGACGCAACACCCGUGUCCCCGAUUGGUGUACUUCCAACAACCAACAACGGCGACAUGAGUGUGCCGGCGAGCCCCCAAGUCAAGUUGGAUACAUCGCUGAUGGAAGUGGACAUUAUUCCGUUUUCAGAGCAACUCCAGCAACCAACCCAACCGGCACAAAUGCCUCAAGAUAGUUCAAAUACCACAUCAACAGCACUCCAUGAACAGUACCAGCAGCGCCGUGUCGAGCUGAUCAAGAACCAGUACAACGAGACGCAUCAGUGCUGCCAAACGCAACUUGCCCAGCAAUCGCAACUGUCCGCGUCCCACGUGCAGCAAAAUACUCCGAUGGCGGCAAGGCAACUGCAAAUGACCAUGCUCCAGUUGCAGCACGACAUGGCGCGAAAUAACUUGAUGCAGCACCACAUGAGCCAGCAGAACAACUUGAUCCAGCACCACUACCAGCAGUUGCUGGCUCUGGCCAACCAGGAAAUCAGUAUUUGAUGAGCACACCGAACGCUCUUCAUGCGGCGACCAGUGUCUGUGUCCACUCCCGAGUGUUUUGUAGUAAUAUAUCUAGUCUCACAGCAC
Molecule: messenger RNA, 869 nt
Organism: Aphanomyces invadans
Lineage: Eukaryota; Oomycota; Saprolegniomycetes; Saprolegniales; Verrucalvaceae
Exons: 5
Coding region: 75-782 (235 amino acids)
Biological process (GO): regulation of DNA-templated transcription
Molecular function (GO): transcription coregulator activity
Source: RefSeq, a predicted model, not a curated record